AUGGACCCUUCAGUCCCCGAAAAUCCCGAAGCGUCGAGCUUCAAGGAUGAAGCCAGCCCACAAGCAAUUAAGACCGAAGCAGGACGGGGUGCUGAUACCCACGCUGAAUAUGCCUCCAACUCCGAUACAGCAAGCCAAGAAGACAAACCUAAGCUGCGUACCGGCGGCAAGCCCGAGCUAACAGAAGAUGACUGCUACGAAAAGCUCGGCUUCUGCUUCCCAACAUGGAAGAAAUGGAUGAUUCUCUCCGUUAUUUUCGCGGUUCAAAUGUCCAUGAACUUCAACACAGGCGUCUACUCCAACGCCGUCCCCGGCCUGACCGAAGAAUUUCAUAUCAGCGAACAAGCCGCGCGAGUUGGGCAGUGUGUGUUUCUAGUUGCAUAUGCAUUCGGAUGUGAGCUGUGGGCACCAUGGAGUGAGGAAUUCGGCCGCUGGCCCAUCAUGCAGCUCUCACUUCUUUUUGUGAACAUUUGGCAAAUCCCAUGCGCCCUCGCACCAAACUACGGCACAAUUGUCGUAUGCCGUGUCCUCGGCGGUCUCAGUUCUGCCGGAGGCUCAGUCACCCUCGGCAUGACGGCGGAUAUGUGGGAAGCCGACGAUCAAGGCUACGCGGUAGCCUUUGUUGUUCUCUCGUCCGUAGGCGGGUCAACCGUCGGACCCUUCUUCGGCGGUAUGAUCGGCCAAUGGCUCACAUGGCACUGGGUAUUCUGGAUCCAAUUGAUCGUCGGAGGUGUAACCCAGAUUCUGCACUUCUUCAUCGUGCCGGAAACACGCACGACAAUUCUUAUCGACCGUGAAGCGAAACGGCGUCGUAAGAAUGGAGAGGAUAUCUGGGGCCCGGACGAACUGAAAACCCCGCGCCUGGACUAUCACGACGUACUACGGAUCUGGAUCCGGCCAUUCGUGAUGUUCGUCCGCGAGCCAAUCGUCCUUUUCCUCUCCCUGCUGUCGGGUUUCUCCGACGCCUUAAUCUUCGUCUUCACCGAGUCCUUCGCAUUAGUCUUUGCACAAUGGUCAUUUAGCGUUCUAGCCAUCGGUCUAACCUUUGCCUCAAUCCUAAUCGGCUACAUAAUAGCAUACGUAAUUUAUUUGCCCGACAUUCACCGGCAAAUCCAAACACGGCGCCAAUACGGCACAGCCAGCCGUCUCGCCGAGCGCCGUCUCCUCCUUCUCCUCUUCAUUGCACCCCUCGAACCAAUCGGCCUACUCGGCUUCGCCUGGACAUCAACCGGCCCACCAAUCCCAUGGAUCGCGCCGUGCAUCUUCGCCUGUCUGAUCGCAAUGGCAAACUAUGCAAUCUACAUGGCGACGAUAGACUACAUGGUUGCGGCGUACGGGCCGUACUCUGCGUCUGCAACGGGAGGUAAUGGCUUUGCGAGAGACUUCCUAGCUGGUAUCGCGACCAUGUACUCCACGCCCAUGUACCAGAACAUUGGGAAAAGGUAUCAUCUCCAGUGGGCGAGUACGCUGCUAGGCUGUGUGGGCUUCUUGGUCUUAAUUCCGAUUUAUGUGUUCUACUGGAAGGGCCCGGAUAUUAGGGCUAAGAGUAAAUUCGCGCAGCAGCUUGCUGCUGAUCGGGAGAGGAAUACUGAGAGUAGGAGGGCUAGUCGGGCUAGGGCUUCGGUUGGGGCAUAA
Penicillium roqueforti is the source of this 1635-nucleotide messenger RNA. RefSeq lists its product as uncharacterized. NCBI's taxonomy places the organism in Eukaryota, Fungi, Ascomycota, Eurotiomycetes, Eurotiales, Aspergillaceae. Gene Ontology annotation, biological process: transmembrane transport. The coding region runs from base 1 to 1635 and encodes 544 amino acids. The transcript has a single exon. Gene Ontology annotation, molecular function: transmembrane transporter activity. The record is from RefSeq and is a predicted model, not a curated record.